AUGACAAAUAAUUUGAUUGGUUUGACUGAAAGCUUCAAAAUUAAAAAAUAUGAUUUUACUGAAUUUUCUAACUUAGAGAAAGUCGGUAGUGGUGAAUUCGGGACUGUAUAUAAAGCAGUGUGGGGAGAUUUAACUAUCGCUCUUAAAAACAUUAAUAGAAGUGUUAAUAAUAGAAAUGGUAAUACCAAUAACAUUAAAAUUGAUGGUUUUACUAAGGAGCUUCAUACUUUUGAAAAACUUGAUCUUUAUAUGAUUAAAGGUAACAAAAAAGAAGGGAAAUGGGGAUGCUGCCGAUGUGAUUAUGAAAAUCCGAUCAAAACUAUUUACAAUGAAUUUCAAGAAUUUAAAGUACAAAAAUUUGACAUAGAGGAUUACGAA
Molecule: messenger RNA, 378 nt
Organism: Cetraspora pellucida
Lineage: Eukaryota; Fungi; Glomeromycota; Glomeromycetes; Diversisporales; Gigasporaceae
Source: the annotation of a GenBank genome assembly